Messenger RNA from Lontra canadensis (Northern American river otter), 2100 nucleotides. RefSeq names its product KH RNA binding domain containing, signal transduction associated 2 (gene KHDRBS2). The record is from RefSeq and is a predicted model, not a curated record. NCBI's taxonomy places the organism in Eukaryota, Metazoa, Chordata, Mammalia, Carnivora, Mustelidae. Gene Ontology annotation, molecular function: poly(A) binding; mRNA binding. Gene Ontology annotation, cellular component: nucleus. The transcript is spliced from 9 exons. The coding region runs from base 241 to 1191 and encodes 316 amino acids. Gene Ontology annotation, biological process: regulation of alternative mRNA splicing, via spliceosome.
GUGAGCCGGGGCUCGGCGCGAGAGAGGGACGACGGAAGAGACCGGCAGGUGUGGGCGCGGGGCUGAGCAGCCCGACGGCGGGAGUCGCAGUCGCUCGGUGCAUGGGCCAGUGAGGACGCGCGGAGAUCCCCUCGCCGCGGCGGAGGCGGAGCAGCGCCAAAGCAAGGCGCUGCCCGGCGACCCUGCGUCCGAGUGAGCGGAACCUUGCGCUUCGGCAGGGGACGGUCCGAAGUCCGCGCUAUGGAAGAGGAGAAAUAUUUGCCUGAGCUGAUGGCAGAGAAAGAUAGCCUGGAUCCAUCUUUUGUGCAUGCAUCGCGCCUUUUGGCGGAAGAAAUUGAAAAAUUUCAAGGUUCUGAUGGAAAAAAGGAAGAUGAAGAAAAGAAAUAUCUUGAUGUCAUCAGCAACAAAAACAUAAAGCUCUCAGAAAGAGUAUUGAUUCCUGUCAAGCAAUAUCCAAAGUUCAAUUUUGUGGGGAAAUUGCUCGGACCAAGAGGAAACUCCUUGAAGAGACUACAGGAAGAAACAGGUGCUAAAAUGUCUAUCCUGGGCAAAGGAUCAAUGAGAGAUAAAGCAAAGGAAGAAGAAUUAAGGAAGAGUGGGGAAGCCAAAUAUGCCCACUUGAGUGAUGAACUUCAUGUAUUAAUUGAAGUGUUUGCUCCACCUGGGGAAGCUUAUUCACGAAUGAGUCAUGCAUUGGAAGAGAUUAAAAAAUUCCUGGUUCCCGACUACAAUGAUGAGAUUCGUCAGGAACAGCUACGUGAAUUAUCUUACUUAAAUGGCUCAGAGGACUCUGGUCGUGGCAGAGGCAUUAGAGGCAGAGGGAUCAGAAUAGCUCCCACAACCCCUUCAAGGGGCCGUGGGGGUGCCAUUCCUCCCCCACCACUACCUGGACGAGGUGUACUCACCCCUCGAGGGACUACUGUGACUCGUGGAGCUCUUCCAGUGCCCCCUGUAGCAAGAGGUGUUCCAACCCCACGAGCCCGGGGGGCACCGACAGUGCCAGGAUAUAGGGCACCCCCUCCUCUAGCCCAUGAAGCUUAUGAAGAAUAUGGGUAUGAUGAUGGCUACGGGGGUGAAUAUGAUGACCAGACCUAUGAGACUUACGAUAACAGCUAUGCCACCCAAACGCAAAGCACCAGAAGAAUGGGCCACAACCCGCUCCAGCCUGAAGGCACCACCACCAAGGGAUAACUGCUCAUGAUUUCUCCCAUAUAUUUCUUGUAUUUCCCCCUAUACUGUUGGUGUGACAUUGACACUAGUAUUAUUUUACAAAAUGGACUAAAAAAGACAUUGGCAAGCAUUGUCUAUAAACCAUUCAGUAGGAUGAUAUUCUCUUGGUUGUUUUUCAUUGUUGUGUGUAAACUUUUUUUUUACUUUUUUCUUUUUUCUUUUUCUUUUCUUUUCUUUUUUUUUUUUAAAGAAAGAGCAUGAAUCUGUUAACAGAUUUUGAGUCUCAAUCAUCUAGCAGAAACUUUGUUUAGGGUUGCUAAAAGACUGUAAUAUGAUUUUUGAACUAGCUGAUAAUAAAGUUGUAGAUAAGAUGUUUUAACCUGUCUUUUAAUAUCUGUUAGUUAGAUGAAGAUGUUCGAUAUUAAGUUUGUAAAUUUAAUUUUAAAUGCUGUUUUAAUGGAGUUGAAAACAAGCAGCUACUGUAUGUAUGUAGCUAACUGAAUUUGUUCAGUGUUUUAACCUGUAUUUGUUAAAAAAGAAAAAAAAACACACAUAAAGUUCCAUGUGUAAGCUACUCUAAAUAGGAAACCACAAUUUGUCAAAUAUGUUUGCCAUAAUUUGUCAAUAAAGCUGAAAACUUUUGUAAAAACUAAAUUUGGAAUUACUUGUUUUCUAGCUUUAAAUGCCUGCUUUAUUUCUUCUUCAAGAGAUGCCUAAAAUGUUUUCUAUUUAAAAAUUACAAAAAUGAACCCAAGCUUGUUUUAAGAUAUUUGUGUAAUACUUAAAAAAUGUAUUAAUAACUUAUGGUUGUUAAAUAAUUUAAAAGUUAACAAACUAAACUGUUACAUGAAUCAUGGUUAGUAAACACUAAUGUAUAACAUGUUAAUGGAAAAAAAUGGAUUUAGAAUAAUAAAUGGAUUUUAAACUAUC